AUGAGCGAGAGUACGGCAGCUAAGAUUGACGGCAAGGCCAUUGCCAAGCAAGUUCGGGAGGAGCUGGCUGGCGAGGUCGGCGAGUGGUUGGCUGGCGGUGAGGGACGCAAGGCGCCGCAUCUGGUGGUGGUGGUGGUCGGCGACAGACCGGACUCGCAUGCCUAUGUCCGCAUGAAGAUGAAGGCUUGUGCAGAGGUCGGCAUUCGCUCGACAAAGAUCGAGAUGGUGGGUGAUGCCCCGCAGGAGGAGGUCAUGGCUCAGGUGGCGGCGCUCGAUGCCGAUGCUGAUGUCAACUCGAUCCUCGUCCAGCUCCCGCUGCCCGAUCACGUGGAUGAGGCUGCUGUUCUCGAGUGCAUUUCGCUGGAGAAGGACGUCGAUGGCUUUGCUCCGGCCAACCUUGGCGCGCUGGCCCUGCGUGGUUACGAGCCAGCCGCUGUGGCCUGCACACCAAAGGGCGUCAUGACGCUCCUGGAGCGGUCGGGGGUCGAGAUUGAGGGCAAGAACGCUGUCGUCCUCGGCCGGUCGAACAUUGUCGGCGUGCCGAUGGCGCUCUUGCUUAUGGCGGCAAACGCCACCGUCACCAUCUGCCACUCGCGGACCGCCGACAUCCGCGACCACGUCUCGCGGGCGGACAUUGUUGUCGCCGCCGUCGGCCGCCCGGAAAUGGUCAAGGGCGAGUGGCUCAAGCCCGGUGCUGUCAUCAUCGAUGUCGGCAUGAACAAGAAGGACGAUCCGUCGCGCAAGUCGGGCUACCGCUGGGUCGGCGACGUCGACUACGCCUCUGCCUCCACCGUCGCCUCGGCCAUCACCCCAGUGCCCGGCGGCGUCGGGCCCAUGACCGUCGCCACCCUCCUUUGCAACGCCUUUGCCGCCGCUAAGCGCCAGCAUCAGGCUGCUACCGAGACAGACAACCAUGCCAAUGGAGCUGGUGAUGGCGACGGCGACGGUGAGGGCGGCGACGGCGGCGGGCCGACGGCUGCUGGUGGCGAUGGAGGCGAUGAUGAUGCGGCGAAUGAUGGCAACGAAGGUGCGGAGAACGAGGCGGAAACUGGUGGAGACCAGCUGCCGGACAACUACAAGCGCUGCGCGGCGACAACGACCGAUGAGAUGCCGCCGCCGUCGUAUGUCACCUUUGCGCGGGUCACGCCGCAGCUUCUGGCCGAACCCGAGUUUCUCAUCGGUGAAGGCGUGCGGCUCGUGGAGCACCGCGAGGGUGAGCCGUUCCAACCUCGCUCGCUGGAUGAACUCCCGCCGGAGGCUGCUCGCGUGGUGGCCAACCACUUGGCCGACACCCGUAAGGAUGUUCUCGCCGACUCGUCCAACCAGCACUUUGUCAAGUCGCUCCACUCUGCGCUCAACACACUGCUGGACUUGCCGGCCUCGCACGCCGACCACGUCCUUGCCGCUCGAGCCGAGCUCCUCCGCACCCUCGCUUCGGCCAUCGACAUCCGCAAGGCGCCGCGCAAGGCGCAGAUGCCACCCGGAGCUGCCAAAGAGCCGCACACUCCGCUGCCACUGGCCGAGCCGUCGGCAUCACUCCUGUCGCCGCCCAAACUCACCACGGACGACAGCCUCGACACGCUCACGGUGGCACAGCAGUCGGUCCUCAACAUGGGCCUCAACGUCGUGCUCACUCUCCUCAAGACGACGUCGGCAACUGAUCCGGGUCUCACCGCCGUCAUUCUUGCCUCACUCCGCGACAUCCUGACCACGCUCGAGCCGCUUGCGCUCGCAUCUCUCGCGUCGUCACCGAUGUGGGCCAACGCGCUCACCUGUAUCGACGCCUGGCUCGAUUUUGUGCUCUCCUCACCGACUACAACGCCAGAGAACCUGCAGCACACGCUGCAGCUCAAGUUUGGCCUUGCUCUCGGACAGGGCUCCCUCGAGCGCUCGCUGCUGGCGGUUCACGCCAUCCUGGCGUCGCCGACCCUCAACGCCUCGCUAGCGACCCUCAACUCGAGCCACGUUCUCGACGAGUUCCUCACGCCGCUCGCCAACGCCACCGCUGCCUCGCGCCUCGACUUUCUCAAGUCGGACUACAUCCUGGCCAUCGGCUCGCGCCCGGCGACCCGCACCUCCCUGACGACCGCGCCGUGGGACGCCGUGCUCGCCUCGAGGGCGUCCGCCAUUGCGUGUGACGGUACCUACGUCUACAUCCACGACAUUCAUGGCCUGCACAAGCUCGGCUCUGGCGAGCAUGGCACGCUCUACUGCAAGGUGUACGCGUCCAACCCCUCCAUCGGCUCCGGUAUCGGCACUCGCUCGCAGCUUGUCUACGCCGGCGGCAAGCUUCUGUUCUUCCCGUCGGACGAGACUCGCGCUGCGCUGCCGGAGCCGCUGGCGGCCACGUCGCGGUUGACGUACUUUGAGGUCGACACCGAGAGCCUCGAGCUUGGAGCAAGCGUCGAGCUUCCGCUCGAAGCCGACUCACCACGCCCAGGCCUCAUGGGCUGCGAGGACAAGUUGUACGCAGUGGCGCCGACCAAGCUCCUCGCCUCCGAGACCGUGCUCGACGUGACCACGAGCCCGGCGCCCAAGACGGUGGUUGUCCACGAGCUCGACGCUACGGCCGCCGCGCCGACGCUGGUCCGGCGCAUUCCGCUCGGGAGGCAUACCACUGGCGCGACUUAUGUCGGGCCCUCGGUCAUGGAGCGCGACUCGUGCUUUGAGGACUCGUCGGCGUCGUCGCCGUGGAACGUCGGGAUCGUCCUCGGCUGCCCGAUCGAGCGCGACGGGCGGCUCUCUGGCUGGCGGUUCCACUGCCACCGCGCAGGCACGCUCUGGCUCCAGAUCUACCGGCCAACCAAGGAUCCCGAUCUCUACGACCUCGUGUACCAGUCAUCGUGCUCUGCAGUUGUGGGCAUCAACGGCAUCCGCUUCCUCCGCAACCAGUACGUCGACGUCAAGGCCGGCGACUGCAUUGGCUUUGCCUCGACCGAAAAGCAUCUCAUUCUCUCGUACACGCCCAACCAUGGGCCAGAGCACUUUAUCCGCACCUCUUCGUGCAACUCGCCGGCAUCGCUCACCCACGGCGGGACCUACCGGUUCUUUGGCUACGCAACCCACGUUCCGUCGCUCACGGCGCGUAUCCUGCCGCCAAAGUCGGCCUCACUCUCGGCCCCGGUCAAGAUCGUCACCCCGUGGACCGUUCCCGACAAUCUCUGUGCCGAGACCCAAAUGUACACCGACGGAGUGGUGCUCAUUUUCAACAUCCCGUACUACAUCGGCAUGCCGCUCAACACGUGCGAUCCAGGCCUCGCUGUCAUGUACGGCAUGCUCCUGCAGCCGGGCGACGUGUCGGCGCCCAUGGGCGAUCCGUACAUGUACGCCACGAUCUCGCGGUCGGGCUUUUCACGUGAGCACGCCGUCGCCUACGAUCCAAUCAACUCACUGCUGUGGCGGUACAAUGCGGCUACGCUCUCGGUCUACAAGCACAUUGCGCUGCGGGCGACGCCGACCGCCACCGGCUCGGGCAUCCCGGACAUUACCAACCGCAGCAAUUUUGUUCCGGCCGCCCGCGAGCGCGGGCUCACCUCGACCCAGCUCCUUGCCGCUAACGUGGCGCAGCUCCAGGCCGAGCCGUCGACCUCACUCGCGACCCAUCUUGCUGCCGAGGUGCUCGCCCACGUUGCGUACGCCUCGUUCAUGUCGUCGAUCAACGAGAACCAGGCGUACAUCUCGUCGACGCUUGACCUGAUUCCGUCGCCGCCGACGGCGUUUGCGGUCGACAAGCCGCGGGCCGUCCGUGCGCUUCUCACCGCGCUUGUCGCACCGGGAGCCGACGGUUCGCCACCGGCCUCAUACGCGCUCGUCCACUCGGCGCUCUCGCUCCUCGCCCAGCACACAGGGACACUUGUUGCGCUUGUCGAGGCGCCCGAGCUCAGCGAGGACGAGUCGGACACGACCACGCCGCCGCCGGACCCCGAGGCUGACAAGGACGCCAUCGCCGCACUCGUCGCCGCCGUUCUUCCGUGGACCGAUCCGGCCGGCCUCCCGGCCCAGGCGCCGAAGCUCGCCGAGCACAUGGUGGCGUCGGCAACUGCUGUUGUCGUUGCCUCGCUCGCCAUUUUUUAUCCGCAGCUCGACGACAAGCUUGCCGCGCUUGCCGCGCUCCUCACAACGCCGCCUGGCUCGCUGCCCGCGCCCGGGCCGAGCGAUGCACGACUGGUCCCGGCACUUGCGGGCACUGUCAUCUUUGAACUCGUUGACGCUAUGGCACUCCCGGAUCUUGCUGCGUCCUCCUCUGAGACGACACAGACCGCUGGUCAGGUCAUUACUGCUGCAGUCGGUCUGCUCGGGGCAGACGAGCCGGCCAUGGCCGAGGCUGCUGAGAAGCUCCUCUGGACCGCCAUCAAGGCUGUGCUGCUCGGCAUGUCCAAGACCGAGUCUGCCGAGCCUCUGCGCCAGCUCCUUGUCCUCCUCGUUCAGCUCCUCACAGAAGCAACUCGCGAGCUUGUGGCUGACGGGGCGGCGUCGCUGGCGUCGCCGCUGCCCGCUACCGUUCACCUCACCCGUGAGCUCGUGGUCGGACUCUCGUUCCUGGGCAAGCCAUUUGCACACAUUGCGCCGCUCCUGCCGUCGCUCGAGGCGCUUUACGAGACACUUGUGGCAGCCAAGGCGCCGCCGGCACCUGUUCGCGACACUGUGGUGGCCGUCUCGUCGAUGCGGUAUGUUGCGUCGUCGCACCCGAUUGUUAUUUCGUCCGAGACUCAGGAGGACGUGGUGCCUGUCAAGGUGCCCGGAGCCAAGGCGUUGCUGAUCAAGUUCCACCGCGCGUCGACGCUCGACUCGGAGGGCCGGUUCUUUGUUACCAACUCACGGAGUGAGCCGACUGCCGGCAAGGACGUGGUCUUCGAGUUUGAGCCGAACCGGUUUCCGCGUGACGGCGUGGUAGUGACCGGCGACGUUGUUAACUUUGUCUACCAGCGGACCAUCUUUGCCACUGCCACCUGGGGCUGGCACGCCACCAUCUACUCGAUCGCAGAACACGAGCCAUCGCCUCUCUCGUGGCUGGAAGAGCUCACCGCCGCCGUGGCGCACCAGAUCGGGACUGGGCUCGGCCGCAUGGUUGUCUCGCUGCCCAAGACCGACCAGGAGCAAACCGCCGCGCGUUGGCUCGAUUCGAACCUCAUGCGUGCCGGCUCGCUGCGGACGCUCGCCGACAUGGACAGCGACUCGAUUGCAGCCGCUCUCAAAUCUGCGGCACUGCCACCGACACUGCUUGAUGAGCUCCCACCGAGUCCCGCAGCGUCGAUGCCUAUGAUCACCCAGGCCUCGCUCUCGCCGUCGGAGCAAGAGUACGUCGACGAGCUGGCUGCGUACCCGGCGCCGGAGGAGCACUCGCCGCUUCUUGCUGCCACGCGCAAGCUGGUGCUUGAAGUGUUGUCGAACCUAGCGGCCGAGGCUUCGCAGAUUGCUGUGAGCCGGCGCGCCGCGCCCGAGGUGUAUCUCGCCGACCCGCUCUUCUACCCACUCCUUGCACUCUUCCUUGUCCAUUCGGUUGCGGUCCCGCGAUUCCUGGCUGCCGUGCGAGCGCGAGUUGAAGUCAGCAGCGUCGGCGCAACGGCGUCCGCUGACGACGACGCGAGCGUUGCCGGCGACAAGACCAAGAGCAAGCGGAAGCGGCCGAAUCUCUCAGUCCAGAUCGCGGCGCCCGGCACGCCGCCGCCUGAGGCUGCAAGCAGCACUGGAAGCGUCGCGCUACCGAGCGACGCGGUGGCCAUUAUUGCCACUGUCAAGGCGCUGUGCGACACGGCGUUUUUCCGCAAGCGCGAGCUCGGCAUUGCGUCUGCUGCGUCACACGAGGCUGGCGGGAGCGGCGACGAGGCCAGCUCAUCGGCAGAUGCCGACACACUGACGCCGGACCUCAUUGCGCGGAUCCAGUUUGUACUCUCCAUGGCACCGUUUACAACGACGUCGGCUGUGGAGGCCGACGAGCCAGAGACGCCUGCUGUGCCGGCGUCACCUUCGGCGGCGGCCGCCGGAGCUGCGGUGGGCAAGGGCUCCAAGUGGAACAAGCUGCGGAGCUCACUGCGGACUAUCUCGAUGUGGAAGCGGCUGCGGACGCCGAGCGCAACUGGGCCCGGGCCGGCGGAUGGGUCGGCAACGACGCUGACUGCGCCGACGGCCUCGGCUGUGCUCCCGUCCACACUCUCGACACUAGAGGUCAACGUGCGCCUAUUCCUCUUCUCCGGCUCUGCCGACGAUCUCGAGUCGCUGUCGUCGGCGGUGGUGCUGCGUUCUGUCCGCGGACGGAUCCGGCUUGCUGCACUUCAGUACCUUGGGCGCCUUCUGAGCCUGUCGCCAAUGCCGCCGCCGGCGUCGCACGAGCUUGUGCUCAAGGCUGUGGCCGAUGCGUUCCACUCGAUGCCGACGCCGUCGUCACGGGCGGUGCCGCAUGUACUGGACCACAUUAACGGGAGCUCGGCGUCGCUGUCAAUGGCGAUUGUGCAGGCUCACCAGGCGCUGCUGCAGACGCUGUUCUCGUCACUGCCGCCGGUGAGCGAGCUGUCAGACCUGACGUCGCUCACGCCGCUGCAGCGGAUCACGUUCCGUCUGCUCUCGACCGGGAUUCGGACGGCGGACCGUGCGUUCAUUCUCACCUCGGGCGUGCUAGACUACCUGUGGCAGCUGGCACACAACACGCCGGCAGCAAACAAGGCGACAACGACCGCGGCAUGGAUGCUCUUUGCCUUCCUCAUGCUGCAGUGCGUCGACGAUGCGUCGAGCACGAGGAACGAGGCCGGUACUGGGCCACAGCUGGGGCUCUCAGAGCCCGGCUCUUCCGGCUCGUCGGCUGGCCCGUCGCCUGCGGCCUCGACGCCGGUCUCGGAGACGCCGCGGCCAGAGCCGGGCAUGGCGGACAACUUUUCACGCGAUCCGCGGGCCAAGCUCAUCCGCCACAUGGGGGUGUGGAUCCGUAAGGAGCUCGCGGCACUCGAAGCUGGGGCAACGGCGAGCGAUACCCAGCUGUGUGCUGUUGUCUCGUUGAUGUACUCGCUGUCACGGUCACCGGCGAUGCAGGCACUGCUCUUCUCAUCGCAGCUCCUCGCGCUCACGGUGUCGCUCAUCCAGAGCGAGGCUGUGGCGAGCGCGACCAAACAGGUUGCGGUCCAUGUCCUGCAAGCGCUGCUCCCGCUGGCGCGGCCAGAGACGUUUGUGGCGGCGCCGGUGGCGACGCUCGACGACGCGCUCGAGGCAUCGUCGGCAUCGUCGGCGUCGGUCAGCGCUGUUCUGGACACACUUUACGCCGAGACUAUCAAGUGCGCGCUCGCGGAGCGGUACGGUGCGAGCGCAGUUGCGGCAGCCAAGGGCGCGGCGAAGGGCAAGGAAGUCGAAGACGAGGCUAGUGACGAUGUGCGGUCGACGCCGUCGCUCCUCCAUGCGCUCGCAGAGCUUUUCCGCUCACUCCUUGCCGGCUCGCCGUUCUCGCGGCAUGUGCGCAAGCUGCUGGAGGCGUCGCUGGCAAGCCUGGCUUCGUCUCCUGGCAUGGAGCGUGUGCUCGAGCUGGCGAGUGAGGCGCGCGAUGUCGAGUCGAUGUGCGCAGACGCCGAGCUUACGACGGUCCUGACGAUCCUUGCUCCGCUGCCUGAGGUAGUGUAUCCGGGUGCGCAUGUGCGCAUUCUGUCACGGGAGGAUGCGUCGACCAAGUACGGGACCGUCAUCGACGUGGAGGGUACCGGGGCCGAGCGCACAGCCAAGGUCAUGUUCCCGAGCGGCGAGAAGACGAUCGAGCUGAUGGACGUGCUCACGGUGAUCAAGCCUGUUGUGACCGCCAACCACUUUCCGGUGCCAAAGGCGCUGCUCUCGCUGUUUGUCAGUAUGACAUCUGGUGGGCGGGUUGUGUCAUUGGCGGGACUCUGGCUGCGGGAGCGGAUUCUUGCGGUGCUGUGUGCUCUGCUUCCGACGACGGAGAGCCUUUCGCGACUGAGCGCGAGCGGGGACAGUGCACAGAUUGCGGAGGUGGCCAAGGCGGCACGGGAGCUCGCGCAGCGGCCGUCGUACCUGCCUGCCCGCGAGGUGCAGACGGAGUGGGUGAUGCACGCACACGAGCUUUUGCCGACGCUGCACGCCAACGCGGAGAAGGUGCGCGGAAGUGUGGCGCACGUCAAGGGCCAAAAGUCAGACGUGCUUGACGAGGCAACCCGCCUGACAUCGUCGGUGGGCAUGGCGCCGUCUGACAUCUCGAACCUGGGCAUGCAGUUCCAGAUGAUGGACAUGGACCACGACGGGUUUGUGACUGCCGACGACAUCCGACUGUACUCGUCGUCGCCUCAGGAGGCGGAUUCGCUCAUUGCAGGCCUGACGUUUGAGAACGGACAGGUCGAUGGCCUUCGGUUUGUGGUUGGCCUUGUCAACGCUGCGAUUCGUGAGGGUAUGGAGACGAACAACUCGUUGUCGUCGCCUGCAGCCAUGCAGGCUGCUCUGCAGUCGGUGUUUGGCGGAGUGGCGGCAAGCUCACUGAGUCUUGAGCUCGAGGCGCCCAAGGCGCUGGCGGGCACGUCUGUGGCGAGCCUCCACUCGGCAGGACUGGGCAAGAUUGAUGUCGGCAAGCGACUGAGCGGGCAGUUUGUGCUUGGAGGCGUGGCGGUGGUGGUAUUUGACGGCCACGACACUGCGCCCGAGGCGGAGGCUCUGGGCGCGAUUGGCGAGUCUGCAGCCAGCGCCGGUGCGCGGGCAGUGGUGGUCGCUGUGGCGGAUCCAGCGAGCUACUCCGAGUCUGGUGCCGUCUUUGAUGCGCUUGACCUCAAGGUCCCACUUGCAGUUGUGGACCUUGCUGCGUUCCGCGAGUGCAUCAACUUGCUCGAGUUGGGAGCUGCAGCGGCGGAAGCGUCGGCGACGAUCGACGAGUCAGCUGUGCUUGCGCCGCUGGUGACAGAGCUCUCGCGGAGCAUGGAGGCCGCUAGCUGCGGCGAAGCAUGGGCCGAGUUUGCCAUGUCUUCGGUCCAGGUCUCAACGACGGCGGCGGAUGCGGCGUCGAGCGCCGAACUGGGUGCCGAGUCUAGUGUGAUUGCUGACGAGAGCGGAGCCGCGGUCCUGGACGACGCUGAGGCGGAGGCUGGUCGCGAGGUCUCGGCCGAGGCCGAGGCACGAGUCGAGGCUGAGGCCGAGGCACCUGUCGAGGUCGACCCGAGCACGCUUUCGAUCGAAGAGCUGGUGAGAUUUGAGGGCACCCACUAUGUGAUCAAGCGGAACCACCUGCUGAAUGUAGUGGUGGAGCGCUCUAUGCGCGAUGCCAACUCGGAGGAGGAGCGAGCGGAGAUGGCGGAGCAGCUGCAGGGCAUGACCGAAAACGAGCGGAUCGAUGCGUUUGUCGAUGUGCACUCUGACGUGGACGAGGAUGGGCGGUCGGCGCUGGAGUUGAUGUACAAGCUCUGGUUCAUGCCUGGUUCGCAGAUCCAGAUUGCGGCUGCGCCUGAUGUCGAGUCGCGGAUGGCCUGUGUGGAGGCGCUGUAUGCCAAGGCCUCGCCGUCUGUGCGCCUGGCUGCGAUGCAGCGGCUAGCGCUGUUGCGGGUCAACUUUGACGGGCCGCCGGAGGAGGUCAUGUCGCUGCUGUCGCGGAUGAUGGACGAGGAGCCCAUGUCUGUGUACGCAACGUUUAUGAGUUUGGCGCUGGAGCAUGUUGAGGACCCGAACGUCAUGUUUGCCACGGUUCUGGUGCCGUUCAUUCUGCGGGCCCACACGCCCGAGUCUGAGCUUGACGACGAGACACAGUCGAUGAUUGUGCGGCUGGCGAUGGAGCGGGCUGCGACGUUCCAGCAGCUGGCGACUGACCCGGAGGUCCCGCCUGUUGUGGCGAUGGUGCUUGCGACAGAUGCGCGGCUGGCGGCGCUGGACCUUUCGUAUGCAUCAUGGCUGGCGCCGGGCGCGAUCGACAUGGAGCCGAUUGUUGGGUUUGUGCAGGCGCACAGCUCUGUGCAGUUCCUCCAGGGUGCAGCCGAGGUGUUGGCAUCGCCGCCGACCUGGAAUGGGUGCCAGAGCGGCGAAAGCAACGAGCGGGGCGAGGGCGAGGCAGAAGCCGACAAUGGCGGAGCUGCAAGCGAAGGAGCUGAACAUGGUGGCGCUGGGAGUGUGCGUCGGACCGAGGCUGGGAGUGGCGGUGAGGCUGCAAGCUCGAGCAACAGCGGCACUGACAGCGUGGCACUUGUGGGCGACUCGUGCAUGGAGCUGAGCGGGAUUGGGCUGGAUUCUGCGGCCAUUCCGCCGUCUGUGCUCGAGUGGAACGUGCCGAUGCGGGUUCGUGUGUCCGGACCGACACCACGACGGCCGGAGGAGGCGUACCUUGAGCUGUACAAGGUGGUGUUUUCUGCCAACGUGUGGGGUGCACGUGAGCUAGCGAUUGUGCUUGCGGCACAUGAGCACGCGCAGUUUGUGCUCGGCACGUGCGUGUCGUCGACUGCGGCGACAGCCCUCUCGGACGCUGGCGUGGCUCCGAUGGAGAUUGACGAGUGCGUUGUUCUUGGGUUGGCAGCCAUUGAUUCCGUUCAGCACCGGCAGGUGGCUACGCGUGUGCUCCAGGAGGGCGGCGAUGUGAAGGCUGUGAUGGAGCGUGCCGGCUCGUACCUUGGAGCGUAUGUGGAGCUUAUGCGCAGCGCGCUGCCACCGAGUGUGGCACAGGACGCAGAGCUGGUCAAACGGCACGGUGAGAGGGUGGCUGUCAGCUCUAGCGGCAUCCGGUCGGCCUCGACCGGGGCGGGCAUGGCGCAGUUUGGCUCGCCGCUCUCUGUGGCGAGCCCUGUGUUCCGAGUCACGCUUGUCGACCGCGGUACCGAAGGCGCUGUGGGAGUGGGCGUGGCAUCAGCCGACUACAACGUCAAGGCGUACCCGGGAUGGGAGCGCAACUCUGUGGCGUACCACAUGGACGACGGCAAGCUGUUUGCCUACACGGGACCGGAGCGGAAGCUGACCAAGUUUACGCCGACGCGACGGGUUGGAUCGGUUGUGUACUGCGGACUCGAGCUUGAUGAGCAGGGUGAGUUCAGCGGAACGCUUCGGUGGGUCCUUCCGGACGGGACGGAGAUUAAGCACGCUGUCGGCAGUGGGUGGGAGCAUCUGUACCCGACGGUCGCGGUGACGUCUGGCGAGGCUGUUGUGGCUGAGGCGCUGGAGCAAUGGCCAAGUGCGGAGGAGCUUGCUGCGGAGCGGUCAGCGAGGAUGCCGCGGUACGCGGCCGAGUCGAUGUCGUUUGUCGGGCCCAACUCACGGGGGAUCCAUGCUGUGGAGCUUGAUGGCGCGAACGGCGGAUUCACGCUCGUCUCCUUUGCGCCCGAGGUUAACGUUGAGGGCGGCGCGCUGGAGCUGUUCCAAAUGCAGGGGAAGGAUCGGUCGACCGCGAGCGCGUCGCAGCGGCUCCUGCUGGAGGUCGAGGGUGCCGGCGGAGCGCCGUCGACGGCGUCGACUGACGUCACGUGUGGUGACUUUAUUGACGUUGUGCUGCCGUGUGCCGGAUUUGAGUACAAGCUGCCUGUGGCGAAGACGCGCGGUGCGCCGCAGGGCUUUGCCUUUGAGGCACUGCUCUGCGAGUCGUCGGCGAUGGACAGCGCGCAUGUGACGCUCCCGACUGGCAAGGGCGCGCUGUGGCUGGCGGCGAGUGCGGUGGCGUGUGCCGAGGCGACCGGGACGACGUUUGCGGACGUGGCAAGCGUGGGUAAGGCAGUGGCCUUUGCGCGAGUUCUCUCGCAGGCGGCACGGCUUGCACCGGGCUCGCUUCAGCGUGAGCUGUACUUUGUGCUCGGCAGCGUGGUGACGCAUGUCGGUGGCCUGCCUGUGGCCGGCCGGCACGGGAGCUGGCUGACCGAGCUGGCGGCGGAGCUUGAAGCGGAUGGUCUCUCGAGCGGCCUGGGCUCGAUGACCCCGAGCGCGAUGUUGCAACGAAACCUGCAGGCCAAGGCCGAGCUCGCGCUUGCGCUCAAGACGCUUGCAGCCGAGGCGCCGACGGUUGCUGAGUACGAGACAGUCGGCGCGAGCAACGUGGCACGUGUCGUUGUGAUCGAUAACCAGGUGGCGUGUGAGCCCGCCGGCAGUGUUGUGCGUGGCGAUGGGCUCGACGUGGUGUUUGAAGUUAGCUGCAGCGAGGCGUGGACAGUGUUCGGGGCCGAAGUCGAGGAGGGAUCACGCGUUGUGGUUGUGGUCGCGUCUGGCAGUGGCCGGGUGACCGUGCACGAGGCGACUGGACUGGGCGAGGUGGCCAGUGGCGAGUGGCCAAUCGAGUGCGAGAGUGCGUCUGGCUGUGUUGCGGUGCACGAGACUAGCGUCGAGAGUCUGCCGCGCAGCGUGAGCAGCGGAUGGGUGGCGGCACGUGUGUGCGGCGGGCGGCGGGCGCUUGCGCUACAGGCGUUUGUAGGCGUGGAGCGCGUGGAGGCCGCGCUCGCGCGGCUGGACACGCUGCUCGAGCAGGCUCCGCUGCGGCUGCUUGAGCUUGUGAACCAGGUUGUGACGCUAAUGCGUGCGCGGGUCUCGCGCGAGGUGACACGGACGGACAUGGGCAACAGCGAGCUUGUGGCCAAGGCGCUGACCGGGCUGCCUGGCGAUGCCGCGCUGGAGCUCGAGGAUCUUCUGGGCAGCGCGGGCCACGCGGGACUGGAGGCGCUGUUUGAGAUUGUGAGCGCGGCGAACGACGUGCUUGGGUCUGUGGUGCCUGUGGCAGACCUGUCGCGCAAGCGGCAGCUCUCGGGCAGUGCGGCGCGGGUUGUGGAGACGACCCGGCAGCUACGCGGGGUGCUGUUUGAGUCGACCAAGUCGCAGCUUCUCUCGGCGGCGCUGGCUGCGUCGCGUGAGACGGAGGAGGCGGGCAAGGUGACGAUCAACCGUGGGCACUCGCUGAAGGCGCGCGAGGCGAUCAAGCUCGGCAAGCCGGUUGACCCGAUGAAGAGCGUGCUGGGGCAGCUUGUGCCGACGCUGCUCUCGAGCGCAGCGGCGCUUCGCACCAACGGGCGGGCGUGGGUGGUGUCGUUUGUGGGCGAGGGCUCACAGGACGGCGGCGGGCUGUACCGCGAGUCUAUCGCGAUGAUGUGUGAGGAGCUUGCAGCAGGCAUGUUUGGGCUGCUUGUGCCGUCGCCCAAUCAGGUGCACGGCGUGGGCUCUGGUCGCGAGAACUUUGUGGUUGCGCCCAAGUCGAAGCUGAGCGUGAGCGACAUGGUGGUGUGCACCGCGCUGGGGCGGCUCAUUGGGCUGGCGAUCCGGUCGGAUGAGAAGCUCGACCUCAUGCUCCCGUCGCUGUUCUGGAAGCAACUGGCAGGCAUCGAGCCGGACGCAUCGGACGUGGAUGCGAUCGACACGGUUGUGGGGACGAUGAUUUCGUCAACGCAACAGCUUGCGGAGACAGUGGACUCGACCGAGGCGUUUGUGAGCGUGUUUGACGAGCGGUUCGAGACAACGCUCUCCGACGGCCGCACUGUGGAGCUUGUGGAGGGUGGGAGCGAGGUGCAGCUGACACCGGAGCGUGUGCCGGAGUGGACCGAGCUUGUGCUUCAGGCACGGCUGGGCGAGUCUGUGCUGCCGACGGAGAUGAUCCGUGCAGGCGUGGCGGCCGUUGUUCCGCUCAGCAUGCUGGAGCUCUUCACGUGGCAGCAGGUGCGGGGUCUGGUGUGCGGAGCGUCUGUCAUCGACCUGGAAGUGCUCAAGGCGUCGACAGUGUACAUCCAGCUGUCCGAGGCUGCGCCGCGAGUGGUGCACUUUUGGCGGGCGCUGGAGGACUUUACGCAGGAGGAGCUGCGGAUGUUCCUCCGGUUUAAGUUGCCGCAGUCGCUCAAGAUCGAGGCGGCCAAGGGCGGGGCCGGUGCUAGCGAUGAGAAGGACCGGGCGCGGCAACAGGAUGCUGCGCUGCCGACGGCGCGGACAUGCUUCUCGCUUUUGUUCCUGCCCGACUUUUCGUCUUGGGAGGUUGCGGCGUCGCGACUCCGUUAUGCUAUCCGCAACUGCGUGGCGCUCGACGGCGACUUUGUGACGCGCGACGAUCUCGAGCUGUAG
This is a messenger RNA of Thecamonas trahens ATCC 50062, 13968 nucleotides long. RefSeq lists its product as uncharacterized. The transcript is spliced from 4 exons. The record is from RefSeq and is a predicted model, not a curated record. Lineage: Eukaryota; Apusomonadida; Apusomonadidae. The coding region runs from base 1 to 13968 and encodes 4655 amino acids. Gene Ontology annotation, molecular function: methenyltetrahydrofolate cyclohydrolase activity; methylenetetrahydrofolate dehydrogenase (NADP+) activity; ubiquitin-protein transferase activity. Gene Ontology annotation, biological process: tetrahydrofolate interconversion. Gene Ontology annotation, cellular component: cytosol.